AUGGACAUGAUCAGGGAAGGACACGUCUAUGACAUCAGGAAGUUCUUUGUUUUCCCAAAGAAGUAUGUCUUUCGUCCGGUCGAUGGAAAGGUCAUGAUCAAGUUCACAAGAUACACUUCUGUUGUCGAGAGGAACGGCCUGGACGCUCUUUUUCCAUUCUGCACUUAUGAGCUGACUCCUUUUGGUCAGCUUCCGAAACCUUCGGACAUGCCCGAGCGAUUCUCAGAUGUGCUUGGAGUUAUUACUGGUGUUUCUGAUGCGGUUCAGUACCAUAGUGCAAGCAGGUCUGAGCCUUCCACAAAGAGGAUAAUACACAUAAAAGACUUAUCUGGAAAUCAGCUCAGUGUCAUUCUGUGGGGCGAAACAGCUGCUGGUUUUGAUGGUGAUGGAAUUAUGGAGCUUGGCAAAACUGAACCAAUCAUAGCUAUCUUUGUUGGGACACUGGUUAAGAGCUAUGAUGGUCGCAGGGGUGUCAGUGGAAGUGCUGCGUGCCGUUGGUACAUCAAUGAGAAUCUUCCUGAUAUUGUCAACUUUCGUCGCGGACUGCGUGGUCAAGUGCCAGUCAUUGAGCAUAUCCAUCUCCCUGGUCAGACAACUGCUGAGAUCCAGGCACAGGUCAACCUGGAGACUAAAACGUUGGAGGAGCUGGUUACUAUUGAUAUAUUUGAGUUCAGGGAUGCUCGUUUUUACUGCACGGCUACCCUUGCCAAGCUGAGUCCUGGACAGCGUUGGUGGUUUUCUUCUUGCACUACUUGCCACAAGACAGCAUUGCUGAGUGGUCCUGGUUAUAAAUGUUCAGAUCCCGAGUGUCUGGGCACAGAUGCGCUUCCAAGGUACAAGAUUUGUUUCGUGGUUACGGAUGGUGAAACUGAAGCUGAGUUUGUCUUCUUCGAUAGAGUCGGGAGAGAGCUCCUUGGACUGCCCCUGAUCACUCUCUUGCGCCACGGUCAUGCGCCUGGUGCGACUUUGGCACAAGUUCUUGAGGCUGCACGUGGAGAUGAUUCUGUUCCAAAGGAGAUCACUUCAUGGUUACUUCUGUACCUCAAGCUGUUUGGGUUUGUUCACUAUGUCAUUGUUUUUAGCACUCCUCCUUCCAUUAUAAAGCCACCGCCGGUCGGUGCUUUGCCAACUGUUAUUGAAAGCAAUGUUCGACGCAACUCGUUUCCUCCGCCGGUAACUCUCGUGUAG
Messenger RNA from Lolium rigidum, 1188 nucleotides. RefSeq names its product replication protein A 70 kDa DNA-binding subunit C-like. Gene Ontology annotation, cellular component: nucleus. The transcript is spliced from 9 exons. Gene Ontology annotation, biological process: DNA recombination; DNA repair; DNA replication. Bases 1 to 1188 code for a protein of 395 amino acids. The record is from RefSeq and is a predicted model, not a curated record. Gene Ontology annotation, molecular function: DNA binding. Lineage: Eukaryota; Viridiplantae; Streptophyta; Magnoliopsida; Poales; Poaceae.